Molecule: messenger RNA, 12825 nt
Organism: Enterobius vermicularis (human pinworm)
Lineage: Eukaryota; Metazoa; Nematoda; Chromadorea; Rhabditida; Oxyuridae
Source: the annotation of a GenBank genome assembly
GUAACUUUUUUUCUCGAUGUGAUGGCUCCGGAAAAGGCCAGGAGCAGGAAGCGGAAACGAAAAGGCGAGACUGCGCGUGACAGUCCGACAGAGAAAACGCCAAGGAGUUUGAGCAAUGAUUAUGGGACAGAUGGACGAAUGUCAUGUCUCCCCACUAGAAUUUCUCACGCGGAACUGCUUGAAAUUGGUUUGAAGGAACGUUCUUUGGUGCUUUUAGAAGGUCCACUUGGCUGUGGCAAAUUAACCCUGGUGAAAAACGUUGCCAAACAUCUCAGACUCCCAAUAAGAGUUUAUCAAAUUGGUGAUGAAGUCGAUGCGAAAACUCUUUUGGGUUCUUUCCACUGCUUAGAGGUGCCUGGAGAGUUUAUCUGGAAGAUCAGCGAUUUUGCAAAGACCUUGCAACAACCUGGAGUGGUUGUGUUGAAGGAUUUGGACACGGGUACUCCGGAUUUGGUUUCACUGGUAAUUGACUUGUGUGUAAAAAGGGAAGCCGCAUUGCAAAAUGGGAAUACUAUAGAGCUGCAUAAGGAUGCAUUCAUUGUUGGGACUUCUAGGUUUUCAAACUGUCAUCUUUGUGUUUUAAAUUUGAAAUCCGUUUUCGCCUCAAAUUUACAUCAAUUCUGUUAUGUUUGGAGUGGAGGCCUCAUUUUGUCGUCAAAUUCGUUUCGGAUCCCACUGCCACCUUUUUCAGCUGAAGAAUUAUGUCGGCUCAUUUCCGUAGAGUAUGGGCGUAUUGCUCCUUUUGCCAGGAAACUGGUAUCACUCUAUGGUACUGUUAAGGUGCAUUACGACGCUUUAAUUAAAAGCACGAAACGGAUUCUUACUACAGUAUUUAAACCUGUAUCGAUUAUGGCCACCUUGCAGCCACUGCGAUCUAGUUAUGAUACUCUGUUUGCGGAAACUUUUAAUUUAGAAAAGAAUUCGAAAUUUUUCAACCACUUAGAUGAUUGUCUCUCUUCUGGGCGAUAUUUGGACUAUCUUAAACUAAUUGACGGGACAGCAAAACGAGCGAUUGCUGCGAAAUCUAAAAAUUGUGACGUGAAAAAAUGGGCUGAAAUCGCAGUUCGUUCUCGUCGCUUGAAGCGGGCAUUAGAAAGCUCUGCGCUGUCUUUUGCAUACGUGCGGGGCAUUUUUACUGAAGCCACCGAAAAAGGAGAAUGGAUUCUUGUUGAUGAGAUCAACCUAGCUCUUCCUGAGUGCCUAGAUGCGAUCGUGCAUAUCAUGGAUUAUGCUGGAUGUAACUCAAGUUUCCGACUUUUCGCGUGUAUGAAUCCUCCGUCAGACACCGGAAAAAGGAAUUUACCGGUAGAAAUAAGGUCAAGGUUUACUGAAUUUUUUGUUCGUGAAACUACAGACUCAACACAGCUUGCUGCUAUAUCUCGAGUAUAUCUGCCAUCUAUAGGAUCUGAACGUCUGGCUGCAGUUUUGCAAGUUUAUGAAAAGCUUAGGCUUCAGUAUCCUGGGAAGUACAGGCAUGCAUGCUUUUGUACCUUUAAUGAUUUAUACAAAAACUUACGGACCUUGUGUAGAGCUCUUGCAUUUGCGUCAGAUGAUUUAUUUGGAAGUGAGAGACGGAAUCUGCACGAGGCUCUCUCUAUGUCAUUUGGGACCGACGCUAAUGUCUGUGAAAGAACGAAAAUUGAAAAAAUAAUUAAUGAGUACAUCGGAGUGAUAUCUUCAACCUCUUUACCUCCUCCAAAGUUGGCAGCUGCAAAUCCUGGAAAAUAUAUGGAUGCAUUUUGGUUGUCGUUUUUCAGAAAGGUGGAAGGUUAUUGGAUUGAGGCUGGCCCGGUUGAACCGUAUGAUGAUCCCUGUUAUGUAAAAACGAAAUCAGUGAGAGAUAAUUUGGCACAAUUAGCAAGAGUAGUCUGCAGCGCAAGAUAUCCUGUUUUGCUUGAGGGAGAGACUUCUGCGGGGAAAACAGCUAUGGUGACGUAUCUAGCUCAGGUAACAGGGAAUCACAUCACUCGGAUAAAUAAUCAUGAACAUACGGACCUCCAAGAAUACAUUGGUUCUUAUGCCCCUGAUGUUAAUGGGAAGCUCGUUUUCGUAGAAGGAGCUCUACUGAAAGCGGUCCGUCUGGGUAGUUGGGUUAUUCUGGAUGAAUUAAAUCUUGCUCCAACAGAUGUUAUUGAAGCUUUAAACCGAUUGUUUGUCACAGAGUUGAAUACUGUGGUAAAAGCUCAUAAAUCAUUUCGACUGUUCGCAACACAAAAUCCCGUUUCAACUUACGCGGGGCGAAAGCCACUGUCUAGGGCGUUAUUAAAUCGCUUUAUCGUUUUAAGAUUUGAUCACCUUCCUUUUAGUGAAUUGGCUCAGAUAGUAGUGGCCAGGUGUGGAAUUCCCGAAUCUGCGGCGAAAAAAAUGGUUUCUGUUUUAUGUGAGUUGCGUGCUCUUCGUAGUUCAUCAAGCGUUUUUUUUGCAAGAGAUGGUUUAAUGACAUUGAGAGACGUGUUCCGUUGGGCGAAGAGGUUGGAAAAGUCUGAGUGUACUGACUGGUUGCAGUGUUUGGCAGACCAUGGGUACUUUCUUUUGGCUGCACGGUGCCGGAACAAGAAUGAUGAAGAAUUUGUAACUAGAACACUUGAAAAGCACCUUAAACGGCAAAUAAAUGUUGAGGAGUUGUUUACUUUAAGCUCCAAAUAUAUGCCCUCCAAUGUUCAGAAUAUGAUUUCCUCAAACAUUGCAUGGACUUAUGCUAUGAGAAGAAUGGUUGUUUUAAGCACUCAGGCGUGGAACUGUGAUGAGCCUGUCCUUUUGGUCGGAGAAACAGGAUGCGGGAAGACUACCGUUGCGCAGAUUAUUUCUCAGGGGAAACUGUUAUCGAUGAAUUGUCAUGAAGCAACUGAAACAGCAGAUUUUCUUGGUUCCUUGCGCCCUGUGGGAGAUGGUUCUUUUCGUUGGUUGGAUGGCAUAGUUGUACAAGCUAUGAAAAAGGGAAAGCCGCUUUUAAUUGACGAAAUAUCUUUAGCUGCAGAUUCGGUUUUAGAACGCCUGAAUCCUUUGUUUGAACUGUCUAGAACUUUAUUACUAACAGAUUCUGGUACAGUAGCAGAAGAGGUACAAGCGCAACAAGGUUUUGAGAUAAUUGCGACGAUGAACCCCGGUGGGGAUUAUGGGAAGAAAGAGGUAAAUGGUUGUUCAGAGGGCGGAAUACUUGAUGUUCUUCAGUUGUCGAAGGCACUACGAAAUCGCCUGACUGAAAUUUGGUGCCCUACUGAGUUCAGUAAAGAGCAAAUUGAGGAAGUUAUUGCCUGCCGACUUCAGAAUUUUUCAAGAAUUAGUACGGAAAAAAAUGAGGUCAUGUCUUGUAUGAUGGAGUUUAUAGCCUGGUACUCGAACAAGUUUUCACACAUUUUUCGGUUAGUUUCUAGAUUUGUUACGUUCUUUUUCUGCCAUUGGAGCUCUUGUCGAUUGACGGCCCCAUAUAUAUUUGAGGAGGGGCCUCGAAAAAGCACCUGUUUAGAAGCAGCUAUUUUCAGAUGCGUUAUUUCUAUCAGAGAUGUAGUUGCAAUCACGGAACUGUUUACUGCUUGCUCCUCAGUGACCUCAGUCAGCUCUGCAGUGUUUCAUGCUUUUUCUGCAACUCUUUUUGAUGCUAUUGGUGUUGUUCCGGCCAGAGUUUCUAUUGACAGUAAUGCUGUGAGGCAGGAAUGUUGUGCAAAGCUCCUGACGAUACUCAGAAAUUCUGCCGUGUCUGGUUCAUGUGAUGAUAUUUGUGUUGAUGAAAGAGCUGUUUUUAUAUCUCCGGAUGGCGUUCUACAUGCAGGUGAAUUUUCGUUUUCUGGAGGGCCUCUGCCGUAUUCUCUCCCAAAACAGUUUUCGUUUGAAGCGCCGACAUGCAAACAGAACCUUUACAGGUUGGCGCGGUCGUUAAUGAUUGAUAAGCCAGUGUUGUUGGAGGGCGCACCGGGUAGCGGGAAGUCCAGUUUAAUAGUUGCUUUGGCUGCACUGACUGGCCACACCCUAACACGUUUGAACCUCUCCGACCAAACGGAAUUAAGUGACCUUUUCGGCAUGGAUCUUCCUGCAGUGUUAAGUGACGGAACUAUUUCUUUUUCUUGGAAUGAUGGCCCAGUAUUAAAGGCAAUAAAGGAGGGCCACUGGAUUUUACUUGAUGAGAUGAACUUGGCUUCCCAAAGUGUACUGGAAGGGCUAAAUGCGUGUCUCGACUAUCGUCAGCAGCUUUUUAUUCCAGAAUUGAAUCGAACUUUUGAUAUUGGUGAUCACGGUUCACGUGCUAGGUUUUUUGCCUGUCAAAAUCCUAGUUCCCAAGGUGGGAAUCGUCGUAAUCUCCCAAAGUCAUUCUUGAAUCGUUUUACAUCUAUUUAUAUCAGAGAAAUGAAUGAAGACGAUGAGAUUUUUAUACUCUCGAAAGCGUUUGAGUUACCGAUGGAAAUGAUGAAUGCUAUGGUGUCUGUAAAAAAAGCGCUUGUAAGGAAAAUGUUGGAAGACGCUGAUUUUUGCGCACGGGGACGUCCUUUUGAGUUUAACCUCAGAGACUUGCUACGCUGGGGUCAGCUUACGUCUGAAGUAAAAAUUUUACUUUGUUACUUUAUUUUUUUGAUGAAACUCCUCUCCUCACAAAUGCCUUUGCUUGAAAGACUUGCGGCAUGUGUGAAAAUGAAUUGGCUUGUAUUGUUAGUAGGUGUGAGAGAAAUUGGGAAGUUAUCAGCAGUAAAGAAUUUAGCUGCACUGACCGGUAAUCAUCUGCAGAGCAUGAGGGUAACAUCGGAAACUGAUGCACUGGAGCUUUUAGGUUACUUUGAACAGAUAGUGGAUUAUUUUAAUUUCAAUGGAAUUCGUGAAGAAGCUCUGGAACUUCUAUCUGCCACACCAUUUGUUAAGGAGAUAACAGAGUGUGACGAUCCUGGCACUCUUUCAACAAUUUUAGAGGCGGCAUCGUUUUUGGUGGAUCAAGGUCAGGUCCAAUUAGUUCGAACUGUCGAUAACUCGUUCUACUUUAUUUUGCUACGUAUUCGUUUCGCUACCUCUUUUUACAUUUCAGGUGAAGCAACCAAAUUACUCGAUCUUGCUUCACGUAUAGGUAAUACUUCGAUGAAAUUCUGUUGGAAAAACAGUUUAUUUCUGGAUUCUUAUGUAAACGGUGGCUGGAUUGCUAUCGAAGAUGUCAACUGCUGCAGAAUUUUUUUCACCAUGGAUCCUAGUUGUGGGUCACUUUCUCGUGCUAUGCGUAAUCGCGCUGUUGAAAUCUUUGUGACACCUGAUGAUAGUGCUUGGUUCGUCCAGCCUCAAAAUCUUCUGGAUGUUGUUCUUCCUGAAAAAUUUGACAGUGAUUGGAAGAAUGUGUCUCCCCUACUGGAUCUCUUUAGAUGCCUUUCUCCAAAUCAGCUGCUGAAAUGUAGAGCAGUUUUCAAGAAUUUGGAACUAGAGCAGUCUGUGCGGUACGCUAAGUCGUUUUUGGAAGAGGCACCCAAGGACAGUAUUAGUCGUAUAUCUAGUAGUAUCCCCAGUGCAAUUAUUCGGUACCCAUAUGUCAGCAAAGUUAGUUCGAUAGAAUUAGAUCGGUGGAAAUGGGGAGUCUUUAAGACACUUGGAAAGAACGACCCAUUGAAGGGGUUUUCAUGGGCAUUACUUCUUUCGUCUACAACAAGCGUUCUUCAAAAUAUUAUAUAUUCGGAGUUUCCAGAAUUAGACGGACCAUUUAUUCGUUCAAUUAAAUGCAUUUUUGAAAAAGGCAAUACUCAGCUGGGUAUUUCAGUUGUGGAUGACCGUAUUUACGGUCACUGUGCUUUAGGGAAUAGCGCGAAUGUAGAUUAUCAUACCAUAAAUCAAGUAAUUAAUGCUUCACUAGCGUAUUGGGCAUUACAGUACAUUUCUAGACAAAAUAUGGAAAAUAAUUCUGGCAUGCAUCUGAGCACUUUAUUCAAAGAAGGCGUUCUUCCACGAGAUCAGCUACCAUCUCCUGCCUGCCAAUUUAUAAGAGAUUUUGUUGUUUAUGUGAAGCUGUUUUUGGCUGAUGCUUCUAAUUUUGUUUCAACGUCCGUGUCCGAAGUUCUUGAAAGCAUUUGGAGCCUAAUACUCUUCAUCUGGCAGUGCUUUAAGGAAAUGAAUACUAGGCUUUCUUCAGCACCAUUACAUCUUUCAUGGCAAAAUAUGAAAGUGAACUUUCUUCAAUUGCCUCAUCGAUCUGUUGACCUUUACUGUGUGCUUGAAGAAAUUAAUAAGUCGUGGUCUCUAGUCGACGAAGCAGCUUUUAAAAAAUUCCUUGAAUUUUACAAGGUUUUCCUAGGGAUCGUUCGCCCGUUCAGAACUGAAGAGGCUUUUGUACAGGUAAUUUACCGUCUUUUUGUAAGUCGCGUUCUGCCAAGUGAUGAUACCAGGCAAACAGUUCUUAAUGAUUACUCACAUUUGGAAGGGGAGCCACAAGUGAGGCUUGGUAGUUUUUCGCUCAAUAGCUUUAUUGGUCAGUCUUUGAAAAUGGCUGUGGACGUCCUAUGUUCGCUGAUGUUUCUUCAGGAAGGAACCUGGGACGAAGCUUUAAAAAAUGCCAUUUCUUCAGUGGGGCCCUGGCCCAAACAGCUUGAUUUUGUUGAAAUUUUUGAUUGGAGAUCUGAGCAAUGGAAACAAAUCGAGAAGUUCCUUUGGUUUUCUACUUCUGACUUUCUAGUUUCUCAACUGCCGGCAGCAUUAAAAAAUUUUACUUUACAGAACUGUGACAUGGUCAGUUUGCCUCUGACCUUCGAACUAAUGAAUUCCCUUUGGAAUUCUCUCAGUUACGACUUUAGCCUGCGUAAUGUUACGCUCGGCAACAUGGGAGAAUUUUUCCCAUUAAUGGGAAGAUAUUCGAUUUUGUUUUUUAUGAUUGCUCCUCAUUUGAAAGACUAUCACGGCAUGAACAGAAGUUGGAUCUCAAAAGCAACUUGUUUGCUGAACGAAGUAUUAGAACGCGUGAAUUUACCGGAUAGUUCAUUUUUGGUUGGGCUGGAGAGUGGAGAUCAUGGAGUGGCAUUUGCUCACGCAGGCUACGCAUUAAUGGCUUUGUCAUUACCAGCCACAAACAUGAUUGAUCCUAUGAAGCUAGUUGAAGAUCAGCUUUCGAUUGUGAAGCAGUUCACAUAUAUUGCUUACGGCCACUCUUCAACCGAGUUUUUGGAUUGCUCUUCUAACCCUCUGAUCGUUGCCCUAAUUUCUCUCAAGGAAAGAAUCUUGCGACAAUUGGCAGAUUUUGAUCCUGAGUUUGUUGCAUAUCGUCCUGAUCAUAAAACGUUUUUGCGGCUCUCUUAUGAACUCGAUUCGUUCUACAAACUGACGAAAGAGUUUUACGUAAAUGUUUUGAAAGAUUGCAUGGACGAAAAAAAACUUGCUAGCCAACCAACAGACGUUUUGGAGAUGACAAAAGAGCAGCUGAGAAGUUUCAUAUUUUCCGCAGGAACUUUUUUGGAGCGCACUCUGGCUGAAUUUGCUGCUUACCCAGAUAUAAUUUACCCUUAUAUACUAGGGUUACAGUGUCUGAUAAUUUAUGUUUGUGGCACUAGAGUUUUUGUUACAGAGGUUCUACACGAAAGGCAGUUGAAGUCUGAACACGAUAUAGCCUCAUGUCUUGUUUGUUGGGACCGUUCAAAACAGUUUGUUUCUUGUCCAGAUUUCUACUGUUGGGCGGUACGGGAAAGCUCAACAAUGCCCAAAAGACUGCAGAUUUCUGUUGUUAAGAAGUUGUUCAAUGAAAAAACCAACAUGGAUUUGGUUGCUGCGUGGUUAGUGAAAAAUUGGUCUUGUUGGUAUGAAAACAACGUCGAAAGGGCUGAAGACCUUUAUAUUUACCGAAAGAAAAAGAGUGGAAGCGAGAACAUCGACGACGAUGAGGAACUGGUGGAGUUUUACAUUAAUAUUGCCAAUCUUAUUUUUAUUUUCUUUGAAAAAUCCUUGAUGCGUUCUAUGUUUCCCACUGGAAAUGAAGAAGAUGAUGCUAUGCAAGAACAUUUUGAGAGAAUUUCUGAUGUUGACUUGGAAGAUUUGGUACUAUAUAUGUUUAGUGGCCUCCGUAGUACUGUCGAUGAUUACAUGCCUUUGAUGUGGUUGGCUAACGCCUUUGGUGUUCGCCUUGAGAAUGCGCGUCUGGAUUCGUUAUUUACUGCGUUCCAUUUUGCUGCUUUGCGUAAACUUGAGGGUCCUACUGCAUCUGUUAUUGACGUAUAUAGGAGUAAUGUUCCGAAGGAGUUAACUCGAUGUGCCAUUGCUGUGAACAAACUUGUUAAAAAAGUCUCCUCUUUGAAGGAAAUUUGGCCUGAAGUUACUGUAUUUGAAAAUAUAUGCCAGGCUUGUGAGAAAAUUUUGUCUCUUUCUGCGUCAACUCCUCAAAUAAAAUUGGCAGAAGCAGUUGAAGCACUUCUAGAAGAGACAGAACAUUGGGAGAAAGUUGCAAGCCACGAAUACUCGCUGAAAAACGAGGUCACUGAUUUAAGGUCAAUGCUGGUUGAGUGGAGGAAGAUGGAGGUUUUAAGCUGGGAAUCAAUUUUAUCGACAGCUCUUGCAUCCACUAGGAGGCAGGCAUUGCUCAUCUCCUGGCCUCUGUUCGAGGCGGUAUUAAAGAAUGAAAAAAGCAAUAAAGAAAUAGUAUUGAUGACAGUAGAGUGGCUGCAGUGUUCAACGCUAGUAGAUUUUGCUGCUCGAUUAGAAGUACCUUCAAUGAUUUCUAAAAUGAUUGUUUCUGGGAUUUCUUCAGACGCAGAGCGAAGUAGUUUAGUGCCCCUGUUCCAGAACUUGGCAAAACAUUUUGAACAGUUCCUUACGCCAGUGAAUGAAAAGUUGGAAACUCGAAGAUUGUCUGCUGAAAACGAAUUAAAAAAUUUCUUAAAAGUUGUUAGGUAUGAUGAUUUGAAUUUGUGGAGCGUUAAAUUAUCAGCAGGCAGAGCACAUCGACAGCUGUUUCGUAUAGUGAAACAAUUCAAGGUUAGAAUUAGCGAAAAAUUGAAGCAGCUAUCUUGCGAGGAACCGGUGGCACCAGUGUUUGAUGAGGUUUUAUCAGUGAGAAGUAACACUUAUUUCGUAACUGAAUUAGACACUCUAGAAACAGGUAACGUGGAACUACAGCCGAUCGAUAAGAAAGCGAAAUUGUUGGCGGAAGAAACUCUGGAAUACCUCUCUGCUCUCAGUAAUUUCGAUGAGCUAAAUAUGCUGGUUGACUUAACUGACAGCUACAGUGUUCUAAUUGAGGAAAAUAUAGUUUACGAAGGCAGUCAAGAAAACAUGGAGAAGCAACGCGGGAGUGUCAUGUCAGGAAGGCAAAAGGCAUUGUCAUUUCUUUUAAAGCGGCUUAGUGAAUUAGGGAUCCGCAGCCGUUUGGGGCUUAGUGUUGAUCCCGAGAAGUUGACGGAAGCUAUUUUAGUCCAUAUAGACUCUAGCGGCUCGGAUUUUGAGAAGCUGUUGCGGUUAGAUUGUGCUUUCCGAAACAUCUGUGUCAAACAGUUCCAUAACCCUAAUAAGCAACUUACUCCUCAGAUUAUUGCGCGCAUCAAAGGAAUAACGGAAUAUAUUCUUACCCAGCUACUGGAUUUUUAUGGUCUAACUUGUUUACUGACUGGGGAACUGAAGGAUUUUUACAAAUCUACUGUAAUGCUUAGGAAUCAGAUAGCAAAUCUUAAGGAAGGAAAGGCAUAUUUUGUCCACAACUCUUGGAGUGAGUGUAUCAUAUCCGCAGAAGAGAUCACUGGUGCGAUUUCUUCAUUACUUCAGAAUAUUAAAAACAAAUUGGAUUUUGUGCCAGAAAAGCGCGAACAGUGCGAAAUGGGCGCCUUGUUUGAAUCUGGUUUUUCUGGACUCCAUCGGAACCAUGUACAGUUCCAAACCCUUGUAAAUUCUGUAUGUGAUGUGGAGACUACUAAUGAACGCAUAAGAACUGCGCUACAACAGCCACUCAAAAUGAUAGAACGUUUAGGAUCUCCCAUAGUGUGGAAAUGUUCUGAUGCAGAGGAAGUGAUGUCAUUAUUACUCGCCGGAAGUAGAGAGUUGAUGAGCGAUUUCAAAAAAAUUUGCGCAUAUCUACCAGAUGAAAGUGAAGAAGGGGUUUACUUAUCUACAAAUAUUCUUGAUUCAAUUCCAACUAAAGAGUUAGAAAAAUCAUCGGAAUGUGUUUCGACCGGUCCUGUGAGAGAUAUGGCUCUGAUUCUGAUACAAAAAGCCUACCGCAAGUUUAAAGUGAUGAAAGGCGACUACAGCAGCUGGACAUUUGGCAUGAUGCGUGAUAUGGCGGGUUUCUUCAAAGGUCUCAAACUGGUCGAGAUGAACGUCGCUCUAAGGAACCUUGUUGUGCAGUGCUCAGUGGGUAAGGUGGAUCAGUGUUCUUUGGAACACUUGGACUUCCUUUUGAGCACAGUUUACAGUUUACUGUCUUCGGCAUUAAAGAAUUUUGAAGGUUUAAGUCUCCGACUAGCAUACUGUUAUGGAUUAUUUCAAAUGAUUGGGAUACGACUUCUUCAGAAGGGAUAUGUCAACGAAAUACCAAAGGUUGAUAAAAAGUUGGACGAUGGUGAAGAGCGGACUGAAUUCAGCGAUGACGUUGCUGGCAUGGGUGACGCAACUGGCUGUAAAGACGUUGGUAGUGAAAUAGAUGAAAGUGGACAGGUCGAAGGUUUAAAGACGGAUGAACCAGGGGAACCAGGAGGUGAGAAAAAUGAAAAGGAAAGUAGCAGUCCGAUAGAUGUAGAUGAUGAGUUUCUUGGUGAAGUAGAAGAUUUGGAACUGGAUAGUGAAGCUGAAAGGGAUAAGGAUGGUGAAAGCGGUGAGGAGCCGGAAUUUGAUGAGACGAUGGGGAAGGUUGACGAAAGUAGUGAUGAUGUAGUAGAUCCUGGGCUGUGGAAUGAAAAUGAAGGGAACGAGGACGCUCUUCCAAAAGAGCUUGACCAAGGAAAUCAAGGUGCGAGAAAGGAAACAGGUGACUUGGCUGCUAAGGAAGAAGAUGAUGCGUUAGACGAGGAAUUAGUUGAGAGCGGUAAGGAAGUUCCUGAGAACAUUAAUGAGGAGUUGUCUCUCGAAAAUGUUGAUGAAAGGGAAGUUCCUGACCAAACUGAUGAGGGCAUCGAAGCAGAUGAAGGUCCUGCUGGAGAGCAGCUUAAGAAUCAGCUAGAAGAUGAAGUGGCUGAGUGUGAAGAAACUGGUAUGGAAACUGUGGAGGAAAGCGAAAACAGAUAUAGCGAUGCAGAUUCAGAGGAUGCCGAUGCUUCUGAAGAUCCGGGUGUGACAACGGAAACAGCAAAAGAAGAAGACAAGGAUCUUGUAGAGGAUACAUUGUCUACGAAUAAUACCACUGGAGAAGAGGUUUUUACAAACACUCCUGGCGCUGAGCUGCAAGAAGGUGAAAAAACUAAUUUCAGUUGCAGCAACACUGCUAACGAAAUUAAAACUCUUGAAGAUGCUGUGGGAGGAAGUGAUCAAAGGAACUUCACUAACAACGCAAAGAGCAAAGAGGCCUGGGCGAAUGAAGGAGACAAGGAAUUUUCCGACGUUGAGGUCGAAGACCACAAAGCCGAAACAGUUGAGUUACGAGAUAAAAAUUGUGAGAAGACGGUAGCUGAUGUCUUUCUAGAUGAAAUAGUUGAUUUGGAAGAGGGAGAAGGGCAGUCCCACUCAGAAGGAAACCAAUUUGUUCAUUGUGCAGAGGCGACUACCAGCACCCGCGACAAACUUGUUGUGAAAGAAGGAUCAAUUGAUGAGGCGAAAUCGACUCGUAGUUUGUUCCAAGAUUUGUCACAUCGAGUGGGGAAGAGGUCGUACCUGCAGGCUAAAAAAGAGAUCCUUGAAGAAGGUAACGAUACGGACCUGAAAAAGACCGAUGAAGUUAACUCUUCAAAAUCCGAAAGGGAGGAAAAGCAAGAUUUCCUAAUACAUACGUCGACAGACCUCUAUCGUCUCGUAGGACCCUUGACAUCAUUUUCUUUAGAACUUUCCAUCAGUACAGAAGACUCUCAUCAGUUGAACCAAAAGGAAACAUUAGACGAAAGAAGUGUCAAGGAAGGUUCAUCCGCAGCGGAGCUGUUGUGGAGCGAAAUAGCAGAGUCGGUUUCUGUCCUGUCGAACGAACUGGCAGAAACCUUGAGGAUGAUUAUUGAACCAACUUUGGCAUCCAAGCUUGAGGGCGACUACCGUUCUGGAAAGCGAUUAAAUAUGAGGCGCUUAAUCCCCUACAUAGCUAGCGGUUAUAAGAAGGACCGGAUAUGGUUAAGGAGAACAAAAAAGUCAAAAAGGAAUUAUCAGAUCUUGCUUGCCAUUGAUGACACCUUGUCUAUGAGGGAAUAUAACCUCGGCACGGUCGCAUUUCAAAGCGUUUGCCUGAUUGAGAGGGCGUUAAACCGGCUAGAGAUUGGACAGUUGGGUAUAUGCAAGUUCGGGAAGACAGUUAAGUUGAUAAGUAACUUUACCGCUAACGAAGACUCGCAACUGGGUGGUAAGAUAAUUACCGAGUUAACGUUUGAGCAGGACCGAACGGACCUCAUAAAUUUGCUGGUUUGUGGCGAAAAACUGUUGCAAGAAGCUCGUGUGGGUAGCAGAGCCAAGCAGAUGAUGAUAAUUGUUUCAGAUGGGCGAGGAGCAUUAGCAAGCCAGUCUGAAAAAGUUGCUGAGGCGCUGCGGAAUCUCCAAACCGAGGAAGUAACAGUGCUGUUCAUCGCAAUUGAUAGUGGUGAAAAGUCUAUUGUUGACAUGAAAGUCGCGGAGUUCACGAAUGAUGGGAGUGUCAGUCUCGUUCCUUAUUUGGAAAGGUUCCCAUUCCCGUUUUACCUAAUAGUCAGACACGUGUCGAUACUACCUGCAGCAGUCGGCGACGCUAUCCGACAGUGGUUUGAAAUAACAGCCCAUGACCUCGUUUAA